UCUACCCUAAAGUUAAAUUGUAACAAAUCUAACCCUAAGUUCUGAGGAUCUGCAAUAGGAGUAAAUCUUAAGUCAUAAGAAAUUGAUCAAUCAUAAUUAAAUGUGAAGAGAAUAAUCAAUUGUUAUAAGAAAUUUUUUUACAGCUUAAGGCUUACCACAUCUAUUGUAGAAUCCGGGCUAAAAUAUACAUAUUUCUUUCUAAUUCUGGCUUCAAUUUUUUUACUUACGAUGCUGUAUCAGCUCAAUGAUAAGUACGCAGUAUAUGAUAUAAAUCGACCAAUUUCCGCGCCGCCAUUAUGCGCGAACGCUUCAUCUGUCGUGCUUGCGCAUGAUGGCGGCGCUCAGCUGGUAGUGAAGUGACUCGGCUGAUGAUAGCAGCCAGUAAGGGAUAUGUGACGGAUGGCCGCGUCUGAUGCACGACGGCCGAUAUCUCGAAUUCGUUGACCGAACUUGACAUCCGUGUUGAUUUUGUGACGAAUGUCAUCGCACGACAGUAAUCAAUAAGUUACGAAGCGCGACGGUUUAGCCAUUAAAAUGGCAACGAGCAAACGGGCAUCAAACGUCGACAUCGUCGUCGUCAUUACGCUGCACAGACUUCUGUAAUCCGCGCGGUGGGGAGAUCGAGAUCGAAGGAUCUCGCACGAAUGCGACACGAAAGCGACGAGAAAAGCUGAUAGCGAACAUGGGCAAUUGCCUGAAACGCGCCGCCGGCAACCAACAGGACAAUACCACUCUGCUGAGCAACAAUCCCGAGCCCAACGUGUCCACUAGCGGAUCUUCGCAGGAGGGCCUUGGACCUCCGAUUCCCUACAACCAAGCGACUUAUUAUCCAUCAAUCGCUACGAGGGAACGCCAUUUACAGUCCACCAAUUUGAACAUCGGUCAUGGGAUCGGAGUAAAUUUAGUGCAGACCAGUGGCUCAUCUGGUUUGAGCGAAGAAGAACAACAGGUGAGGAUCGCUAAACGCAUAGGACUGAUACAGCAUUUGCCGAUGCGAGAAUAUGAUGGUGCGAAGAAGGGCGAGUGUGUGAUAUGCAUGAUGGAGCUAGUGGUGGGCGAAGAGGUGCGCUAUUUACCCUGUAUGCACACUUAUCAUGCAAUCUGCAUCGACGACUGGUUGUUACGCUCAUUGACCUGUCCAUCAUGCAUGGAGCCAGUGGAUGCGGCGCUAAUUAGCUCAUAUCAUCCGACUACUUAAUAUCAGAGUGACUGGAAUUUUAUUUGAUUUGGCCGAUCGGCGAAUUGGAAUUAAAUUAUCAGGCUAAAUAUGAAGCAACUGAAAAGAAAGUGAAAGAAAGAGAGAGGGGAAAAAAAACUCGCUUUUUUUAUUAGAGCAUAUUAAAGGCUUCAAGAUUAAUAGAGAAAUCGUGUGUUAAUGGCCUGACUAUAUUUCGCUGUUACACUCGAUUUAUACGUGCGUGCUGUUUAACAAUAAUCUUUAUCUCAAUACACCUAUUACAUCCGCAAAAGCGGAUUUUUUCGAUCGUUUUCUACGAUAUAAAGGAAAGCGAAAAGGUUUUAUUUUAAUUAAAUUCUAUGAAACAUCCACAAAUUUCUUUUCCUCGUAGUGAGUUAAUUGCUUGUACAUUGAUUUCUUAUAUUAGAUGAAGCAAAGAGAGAGAGAGAGAAAAGUACAGAAGGCGGCUCGAUGUAAUAAUGCAAUAAAGGAGUUCAGUAAGUCUCAUGUACACCAAUUAUAUAUAUAUAUAUAUGUUAUGUAUAAAUAUAUUACAUAUAUAUAUAUAUAUAUACACAUAUAAAAAUAUAUACAUAUAUAUAUAUAUAUAUAUAUAUAUAUAUAUAUACACAAAAAUAUAUACAUAUAAAUAUAUAUAUAUAUAUAUAUAUUAUAUGUUACAUAUAUGUAUAUAUAUACAUACGUACGUAUGUAUAUAUGCGUAGUAACAAAAUAAAAAGUGCGACAACAUAUGUAUGCGGAAAUUAUAUGGUAUCCUUUGCAUUCCUUGUACGGGUUGCUAUAUUUUUGUGUACAUUUCGUUUGCGCAAAUGUUUGAUGAACUUGUGCAAAUUCUCUUCUUUUGUUUCUUUUAAUUACAUGAUCAAAUCUCUGUAUCUCUAUUUUCAGAUAAAAUGAAAUUACUCAUUGUGAUAAUUUUAAGCUCUAUGUAAAACUUUGUGGAUAUCCUGUAGACUACGUGCGUCUGAAAGCAGUGUAAACGUACGUUCUUUAUUUAAGAAACCGUGAAAUUGUCGAACGAACAACAAUCUGAUUUUUGUAACAAAAAAAAGGAUAUGCUUUUAACAAUAGCCGCGAUAUUUUGAUUAUUGUUUUCUUUAUGUCCCGCAUAAUGAAAAUCGCUUGAACCGCUUCUCUGUCACUGUUGCGCGAUCAACAUUGAACAUUUUUCAUUUAGAUAACAUGUACAGAGAAAGAAUGCGUCAUUGUAUGCUACGGACGAUUAGCGGUUUAUUAUACUAAUAAUCUGGUAACAUGUAUUAGCAACGAAUAAAUCGGCGAAAGGAAGAAGAGAAAAGUCACAUUUUUGAACUCGCCGCUAAUAAUGGACUAUGUAAUUUAGAUUCUGUUGUUGAUUUAGAGUUUGUUAAACUAACUUCUACUACAGUUACAAACGCAGUUGGAGUUUCUGUUUUGCUGAAUACUACUGUUUACAGAUAUGUAUGUACAGUCUCGCGUGUAGUUUCGUACAUUGGUCAGUGUAUAAAAAAUAUAACAAAUAAUUUUAACAAACUUGGAGCAGAACAACAUACUUUUGCGAAUCAAGGAAAAAAACAAAUAAAUGUUUAAUUUAUAUAAAAAGGAAGGAAGCUUAAUAAUAUGGUAUCGCUAAGUUUUCGUUUUAAAUGUGAAAAAAAUAAAAUGCUGUGAAAUAGUGAUUUAUUGACGAAGUACAGAAAUAUAUAAAUAAUGAUUUAAUAUGCAAAUAUAAAUAUUUAGUAAAAAAAUUUUGUGUUUUUAAAAAUUAUCCAUAUCUCGACACACAAAAUUUCUCGAUCGUUGAUCGAGCGUAUUUAAAUAAUUAGAACUAUAUUUGCAAAUUCUAAAUAGAGAGUAGCGUAAUUUUAUAAAGGAGAUACGCCAAAAAAUGCUAAUGUUACAAACUUAAAUUCUAUCUGGUUUUUCUAAAAAUCCGGACGAUUUGUCUCGAUAAGACAAGCGCGUUACGCUCUAAUCAAUGUAUCAAACACUAUUUGCAUGAUUAACCGCGGGGCAUCAGUGACAAUCUGCCGGACUAUAUUAUAAUCGCAAAUCUUGAUAAUUCAUAAUUAUAUUCAACUUGCAUUUGAGAGAUAAUAAUAAAUUUCUAGUGGAAUAAAAAUCUUUUAAAUCUAUUACAUACGUACAGUCGAAUGAUCUUUCUGAAAAAAUAUGAAAUUGUUAGGCUGCUGUUGUAUCGGAAACGAUGCCACACACAUACAAUGUCUUGAGAAUAAAUCAUAUACUCAAUCAGGAGGAAAUUGAAUUAAACAACAUCACAAUUAUAAAAGUAAAAA
Messenger RNA from Cataglyphis hispanica, 3474 nucleotides. It is a transcript of the gene Rnf11, whose product is annotated as RING finger protein 11. The transcript is spliced from 2 exons. Bases 683 to 1198 code for a protein of 171 amino acids. The record is from RefSeq and is a predicted model, not a curated record. NCBI's taxonomy places the organism in Eukaryota, Metazoa, Arthropoda, Insecta, Hymenoptera, Formicidae.